Hypoxylon trugodes is the source of this 999-nucleotide messenger RNA. Its product is annotated as nucleosome assembly protein. The coding region runs from base 1 to 999 and encodes 332 amino acids. Gene Ontology annotation, cellular component: nucleus; chromatin. The transcript has 3 exons. Lineage: Eukaryota; Fungi; Ascomycota; Sordariomycetes; Xylariales; Hypoxylaceae. Gene Ontology annotation, molecular function: chromatin binding; histone binding. Gene Ontology annotation, biological process: nucleosome assembly. The record is from RefSeq and is a predicted model, not a curated record.
AUGGCGGAAGAGACUGAUGUUGAGGUUGCGAUCGCUUCCUUCGAGGAGUUGAUGGAACUGGAGAAGGAAUUCGAAGAUGUAGAGGUUGAGAUCAUCCGCCAACAAGUCGCUCUCAGCAAGCCUUUGUAUGAGAAGAGAGCCAAGUUGAUUCCCAAGAUCGACAACUUCUGGGCCUUGGUUUUCGAGCAGGCGCCCCCGGAUCUAGACCAGUACAUCCAGCCUACCGACUCUGAGGUGCUCCUUUCCUCAUUGAAAUCCCUCUCGGUUUCUCACUUUGAGAUUGAGGACGGCGGCAAGGGUGACCCUCGCAGUGUAUCCAUCAAGCUAGAGUUCGCCGACAAUGAGUGGUUUGAAGACAAGGUCCUCGAGAAGAAGUUCUGGUACCGCCUAUCCAAGGAUGGCGAUGCUGGUCUAGUCAGUGAGCCGGUCCCCAUCAAGUGGAAGUCGCCCGAGAAGGAUCUUACCCAGGGAAUCAGCGACCUAGUCUUGAAGGUCUGGGAGAACAACAAGAAGCAAGGCCCGUCAGACAGCACUAAGAUCAAGAAGGAGAAGGACUACACUCCUGAUGAGAAGGCGUUGAAGGAGAAGAUCGAGAAGACCGGCCUGGGUGGAUUUUCCUUCUUCUGCUGGUUCUCUUACCGAGGUUUGAACGUAUCCGAGGAAGAGAGCAAGGUCGCAUGGGAGAAAGAGCAGAAGGAGCGAGCUGCGAGAGCGGCUGGCGAGAUCCCCGAUCUCAAAGAGGUCGAUGAAGAAGAAGAGGAGGAUGACGAGGAGGAAGACCCCUAUGCGCUUGAGGUAUUCCCCGACGGUGAAGAAGUCGCUCUUGCAUUCAGCGAUGACCUCUGGCCCAACGCCAUCAAGUACUUCACACAAGCCCAAGAACUUGACGGUAGCGAUGUAGACUUUGAAGAUGAGGACGAGGAUGAAGAGAUGGGCGACGCUGACGAGAAGCCUAAAGCCAAUGGUGCCCAACCCCCAUCAAAGAAGCGAAAAGCUUAA